UUGGGAAAGGCCACCACUCAGGAAGAAAGCGGGUGGCUGGAGACUGAGAAGCACAGGCCAGGAGGGCAUUGAGGGCCCGGGCAGGGCUCCUGAGCCUGGAGGCUACUCAGAGAAGCCGACAGGGCCUCAAGAAACCUCAGAGCAAAUUCAGCAUUUCCAGGUCUCUGAUGUUCCAUGCACUUGUUGAACUUCUCCAGCCCUGAAGCAGCGGGCCAGAAAAGAGGAUCAGCUCCCAUUCCAAUGGGAACUAACUGCCUGCCAGGUGUCUCACCCUGUGGGCCUGGCAGAUGUGAUACAGAUACCAAACACCUCACUUCCUCUUUUCUCCAGGAACUUUAACCCAGUUGUCUCUUUGUGCGUUGGGGCUUUAGCCAGGCACCAAGGAGCCAGGUCUUGGAUCGCAGGCAGUUUCUGCAGAUGAGAAAACAGGUCCAGAGACAUCGUGCCUUGCUCAAGGUCACACAGCUAGACAGCACCAGAGGUGAGACCUGGAGCUACAUCUUGACACAACUCUCAGCUCAGAACUCUUUCCAAUGGGCCGCUCAUCAUUUUGAGGGCCACAUUGCAACCUCUAUUUGAAUUUGCACCCAGCUCCGCCACUCUCCUCCCAAACCUAGAGCCUUAGGCCUUAGGAAAGAAAACGCUGAGCCCUGAAGAGAAAGUUACAGGCCAAGGGUUCUGAACCUCCCCUAAAGGAAAAGUAAAGAUUACGCUCUACUCCCGGUGUUAACUCUUACCAUUACAGAAAGGCUGUGGCCAGUGAAAAAAAAAAAAAAAAGGAAGUGGGGGGGGGAGGCAGAGUGGUCUCACUCUGGACCUUAAGGGUGGAGUCCCCGCCUCCUGGUGCAGCAGCAGCAAAGAUAGAUGGGGAGCCACCUGUCAGAGGGCAGUGGGCGGGAGCCGGGGCCGCAACGGCCGCAGGACCGGAGGGCAAGCGCGACUGAGCGCACGCUCAGAGGAGCCAGCUCGCAGAAGGUGAUGGUCUAAGACCCUGGAAGCUGAAGGCCAGUGGGAGGGAAAGAUUGUCACGGAGGUGAGACAGAGCUGCGAGAGGUGGAGGAUUCUGGAGGUGACAGCAAGGAGAGUAAGAAACUGCGCAGGGCGGCCGAAGCUUCUGCGGAGACUCCAGGCGGGCAGCGCUGCAGGAGGGCCCCGCCGGGGCGGGGGGUGCCAUGUCUCGCGAGCGGCCCCCCCGCACCGACAUCCCCCGCAACCUGAGCUUCAUCGCUGCGCUGACAGAGCGCGCCUACUACCGCAGCCAGCGGCCCAGCCUCGAGGAGGAGCCGGAGGAGGAGCCAGGCGAGCGCGGGACGCGCCUUGGGGCCCGAUCCCGCGCUCACGCUCCAAGUCGCGGGCGCCGGGCCCGCUCGGCGCCCGCCGCAGGCGGCGCGACCAGAGCGCCCCGCAGCCGCAGCCCCGACACCCGCAAGAGAGUGCGUUUCGCCGACGCCCUGGGGCUGGAGCUGGCCGCUGUGCGCCGCUUCUGCCCGGGAGAGCUGCCUCGGGUGCCCCGCCACGUGCAGGUCCAGCUGCAGAGGGACGCCCUCCGCCACUUCGCGCCGUGCCAGCCCCGCGCCAGAGGCCUCCAGGAGGCGCGCGCCGCCCUGGAGCCGGCCAGCGAGCCCGGCUUCGUCGCCCGCUUGCAGGCGCAGCGCAUCUGCCUGGAACGCGCCGAGGCGGGCCCGCUGGGCGUGGCCGGGAGCGCGCGCGUGCUGGACCUGGCCUACGAGAAGCGCGUGAGCGUGCGCUGGAGCGCCGACGGCUGGCGGAGCCAACGCGAGGCGCCCGCCGCCUACGCCGGCCCGGCUCCGCCCCCGCCGCGCGCUGACCGCUUUGCCUUCCGCCUUCCCGCUCCACCCAUUGGCGGCGCCCUGCUUUUCGCCUUGCGCUACCGCGUGACGGGCCACGAGUUCUGGGACAACAACGGUGGCCGCGACUAUGCUCUACGUGGGCCGGAGCACCCGGGCAGUGGCGGAACCCCGGAGCUCCAGGGCUGGAUCCACUUUAUCUGAGAUGCCUACGGCCAACCACGGAAAAAACCCAAGGCACCCAGGGGCUAGGGGAGCCCGAAGAUUUGGCGGGGAGGAAUGGGAGAGACCGAGAUUGGCGGGGAGCUGCCCUAAGAGAGACAAGUCGGGGAGGAUGAAGAGGAUGGGAGGAACCAAAGGGGUGUGGGGAGUGGGUGAAAUCAACGAAAGUCGAAAGUCGGGAGAUUGGGGUGGAUGCGAGUGGAAGUAACCCAAGGCGUAGGAGAAAGGAGAUGGAAAAGGUGCUGGAAGAUUAGGGGAAAAAAGCAAAGGGAAGAUGGUGACUUUAUCUUCUGUGAGGGGGCACUGGAAGAAAGUAAGUAGGUUUGUCAGUCCUAGGCAGAGGUUGAGGGUACCUCUUUGGGAUUGAGGAAGUAUUUGGUGUAAACUAGGAGCCCACGACAGUUGAAAUCAUUUACACUCCUGGCUCAUUCCUCCUCUUACAGGCCUUUGCCACUGCAGGUCCCCCAGCCCUGCCCUUCCUAGCUUUAACUCAGCUGUAAUUGCCUUGCUUAAGUCCCAGGAACUUGGCCAUUGCUUCUCAGUCCCUGGCAUUAUGACAGGAUUCCCCUGUCACCCCUGCCAGUCCCUGGCUUCAUUCUCCACUGACUGGCUGAGGAGAGUUGGCAGGUAGCAAUUAACACCUCCUUCCUCCAGCCUCCAGACAACCCUGGGGAUGAAAAUGAAAGCAAAACCAACUCUAGGCCUGUCCUUGUAGCCAAGUAAUGUGAUGCCUAAAAGGUUGGUAGACUCAGGCUUCCAGAAAAAUGCCAGCCUUACUUUUCUGGGUGCCUUCUAAUGACCUCUAAGCACUUUAUGGACUGUAUCUGUCAAGGGAAUGGUGAGUCAUGGGAUUCUUUGUGCCUCAGGAAGAAAGGAAGUUAUUGACUAGCUGGAUAAAUUUGGGCAAGUUCCUUCACCUCUCUGGGCCCCAGUUUCCUCUUUGAGAACCUGGAUUUGGAUUAGGCCCCUUCUUGCUCUAACAUUUUAUGAUCUGUGAGGGGCAGAGUGUGGAUUAGAAGCCAUGUUCUCCAGCCUACAGUUGGAGUGCUACAGUUCAGAACACACAAGCACUCUGAGCAUCUGCUUGGGGCUGAUGAUGGGUCCUCCAGUUUUUGACACAUGUUCCAGACCUCAGGAAGCAUUCAAUAACCAGCCUGUAGCCUCGGGGCAUUCCAGGGCUUCUCAAACCCCUGCUCAUCUCUGCCCCUUGCCUGUUGCUCUUGCCUCCAUAGACUUAAACCUGGGUGCUUUGAGACAGUUUUGGGGAGGUGCCUCUCUUGGGGAAAACAAUGCUUGAGAGCGCCAAAGAUGAAAGGAAACAUGUUGGGGGCUUUCUUGAGGAUAAAGGAUUAUGGGUAUAAGAAAUGGGAAAUAGUUCAAAUCAAGAAUCAGAGCAACUUGGAGUUCCCAUUGUGGCUCAGCGGUAAUGAACCCAACUAGUAUCUAUGAGGAUUUGGGUUUGAGCCCUGGCCUCGCUCAGUGGGUUAAGGAUCUGGCAUCACAGUGAGGUGUCAUGUAGGUCACAGAUGAGGCUUUGAUCCCGCUUUGUGGUGGCUGUGGCGUAGGCUGGCAGCUGCAGCUCCAAUUCCACCCCUGCCCAGAAACUUCCAUAUCCCCUGAACAGAAUCAGAGCAACUUGAAAAUUAAAUGGUACCAGAAGGUGACAGUCUGCUCCGUACACUGAGCAAGUGAAACGGGAAAGGCGGACUUUCCUACCCAUUCACAUUCAUGCUUUAUGUCACUCCUAGUUUUUCCCUCUCACCCUAUUUCUAAGCUCUUUCCUUGUCCCCCUUUCAUUUUUCUUUUAGCAUAUAGGGUAUUUACCAUCAUUUUCUCUAUUUCCAUCUGUUUCCCUUUCAUCCUUGUUGAUCUCUGCUAUUCCUUCUCCCUCCAGAAGGGGUGGAGAACCUACUUCCUUUUCUCCAAGACCGUGGUUGAUCCACCUUCCUUCCUCAGGCUCCUCCUUGACAGUCUUCUAGAAAGAAGAAGGAAAAGAAGUAGUUCCUGAUGCUGCAGAUGAACAAGGAGCUCCCAGGUAACUAGCUACCCACACCCCUUUCUGUCUGUUACAGAUUUCUCAAAAAUAUCUGGAUUCCCCUUUUAUCAUUCAGUGAGAGAGGGUCCGGGCACAUUUGCCCAUACAUGCAUUCAGAGUAGAGUAUGGAACUUGUUACUGUGCCUCUCCUCUCCAAAGCCUUAAUCCUUUGAAGAAAGAUGGCUGGAAAAGAGAAAUCCCAUCAUUCCUCAAAUGCCCAUUUAAACAUCAUCCUUUUCUGGUGAAGAAAACAAAGAAUUUCAUGCAUCUCGUGGAUCACCUCCAGGUCAGAGUUCCAGCAGAGGGAAGAGAGUGUACUGGACACCACCAAGCAAUGCACCUUUUAGUCACCAAUGAAGAGCCCAAGGGAGGAUAAUGGAGCGGGAGACUGGGCCAAGGCUCGGUGUAUAAUAAUCUCUUGCUUAAUGUGUGUGCAUUACUGUUAUGUUGUAUUAGCAAUUGCAACAGCUCAUAUUUUCUUACUUAUCCACUAAAAUCUGGUGUCUUGCAUGCAUUAUAAUCCUCAAAAAACCCUAUGAUUUGAGUAUUAUUAUUCCUGUUUUAGAAAAAAACAGUAACUUGUUCCAGAUCACACAGCUAGUAAAUGGCAGAGCUAGGAUUGUGAACCUAGGUAAUCUCCAGAGAUGCAGGUUCAAUCCCUGGCUUCGCUCAGUAGUUAAGGAUCUGGCAUUGCUGCAGGCUGCACUGCAUAGGUCAAGAAUGUGGCUUGGAUCUGGCAUUGCUGUGGCUGAGCGUAGGCUGGCAGCUGCAGCUCUAAUUCAACCCCUCGCCCAGGAAUUCCAUAUGCCGCAGUUGUGGCCCUAAAAAGAAGACCCCCAAAAAAACCCCAAAAUCUUGCCAUUAAAAUAAAUAAAUAAAACAGGAUGUUCUCCUGUGGUGCCACAGGUUAAAGGAUCCCACAUUGCCCAAUCUGUGGCAUAAAUCGCAACUGUGGCGCAGGUUCAAUUCCUGACCCUGGAGCUUCCACAUACUGCAGGUGCAGCCAAAACAAAAACAAAAAACCCUUGCCAUAUAUCAUCUCUUAUUAGGAAAGACCAGUUUCCAAUUGUGCUCUGAUGUCCCAUCCUCCCAGUCUCCCCCACUGGCUUGGAGAAGGCAAAGCACUAAAGGUCCCAAGCUUCAUCUGCUCCUUCCAGGGGCUUGCUGUUGUCUCCUGUGCCAGUGUCCCAGCUCUGCAGAAUCAGCAAGGAACCACUGCACCUGCCUGCUGGAGAACUUGCGAACCCAUUUGAACUCCGGCCUCUCCACUCUCCAUACUUUGGAAUUCUCGCCUGGCCUUAGCCAGUCUUCUAUGCUUGGUGUGCUGUGCACCUUCCCAUCACCCCUAUUAGCCUUGAACAGGCCAAUUCCCUCAAGUUUCCACUCGAGGGGUCCACUAGGACAAUUGCUGGAUGGUCUGUGCUUGAGCAGAUACAUGAAAACAAGUUCUGGGCAGAGAACCAAGGAGAAUCCAUUGUUGCUAAACUUUUUCUCUAGGAAGUACCAUGGCUCACUCAUACCCCUAUUCUCAGCUUUAAAGAGCCAAGACAUGAAUCUUCCGGUUCUUCCCAAAGAGAGCUGCCCUAGGGCCUAGGGGUAAGCUGCUAGUCUAAUCUGACUUCGGAAACACUAGGAAUUUGGCAGAAUCUUUAGAGAUAUGUCAUGUGUGGUGGGGACUUUCCUCUAAAGACUGAUGACUAGGAAUAGGAACAAUUUUGGGUAUAACCUGUCUGCCAUGGACUGGGAAGUGCCAUAAGAGAAACCCUUACCAUGGUCAGGAGCUUGGGUCCUUGAAGAAACACAGCAAAAACACUCCUUCCCUGUCUUCUCAUCCAGACCUCAGAUGUCUUCCUACACAUUCCUUCUGUUCCUUUGUUUUCCUUUAUGAAUAUAGCUUAUCAUUUCAUAAUAAGCCCUAAAUCAACUUUCUAACCUAAUCCUGCGUUCCCUUGCUCCUAACUCCUGUUUCUCUGGAGCACCACUGGAUCCUUACAAUCUGUAGGUUAGAGCAUCCAGAGACCUGGAAAGGCUUCUCUUUAGAGAUCAUUGGGUGCAGAUAAGGACACAAGUUCAGAGAUGAGCAGGGACCCUGGAAGGGUCAGAGGAUUUGUUAGCGCCACUCCAGAUGGGACUUAGACCUGGGCCUCUUGACCACAUCCUAUUCCCAGGCUACAAAACAGGCCACUCUCCACAUGGUCAGACCCAGGAUUUUUCAUGGCAAGGGAUAAUGUCAGAGAUGUUUCAUUUUUUCCUAACUCCCAUUCCCUUCUCCAUCCAGGCAGAAAGAGAGACAAAGGGGGCUGGUAUGUCCCCAGCCUUGGCACUUUCAGUGAUACUGCUGAAGAACAGUGAAGUUGCUAAAAUAAUCCAUUUAAUAGCUAACUUCAAGGGGAAAUGAAAGUUGCUGUGUGAAUCCCCCAAAACCACUGUUCCCAUCAGGUUCUCCCAGAACCUCCUCUGACCCUUCACAGUGCAGCCCUGUUCACUGGGCUCCAGACUCACUGGUAUUGUGCCUCAUUUUGGCCUCCUCAUGCAAGUGACCUCCCUCCUGGAUAAAAGACCUCAUAUUUGAAAUAAAGUUGAAAUAUGAAAAGAAAGUA
This is a messenger RNA of Sus scrofa (pig), 6665 nucleotides long. NCBI's taxonomy places the organism in Eukaryota, Metazoa, Chordata, Mammalia, Artiodactyla, Suidae. The record is from RefSeq and is a predicted model, not a curated record.